AUGGAUAUGGGAUCAAUGUCUAUGGGAUCCAUGUCGAUGGACCACGCCAUGCACAGCGCUACGGACAGUAUGUCCAUGAGCUCGUCUACUAUGGAUCAUGGCAGCAUGGACCAUGGCAGUAUGGACCACGGGAGCAUGGACCACAGUAUGAUGGGUAUGAACAUGUGGUUGACUACCAAGUACGAGGGAUACCCUGUCUUGUUCAAGUCCCUUGUGGCUAACAACGGCGGUGAGGCGUUUGGUAUUUUCCUCCUCUUCUUCGUGGUAGCCUUUGUUGGAAAAGGCUGUGAGUUCCUCAAGAACUACUUGGAGCUGAAGGUUUGGCACAACCCUAAUUACAACCGUCAAACAACCAUCAUUGACGAGUGUGCUUGUGAUGAUGAGGAGGCUAACUCUGGUAAGGGCCUGGAGUCUGUGGAACAAACCACAAGACCUGCAAGCCACUCGUUCUUCACCUACUUGAUGAGAGACUUUAUCAGAAUCAUUUUGUGCUUCAUUCCCGAGAUGUUUGGCUAUGCCUUGAUGUUGGUGGCCAUGACCUUCAGUCUUGUCUACUUCUUUUCCGUCAUCUUGGGUAACACCUUCGGUCGCUUCUUCUUUGAAAAGUUGAGCAACAAGCUUAACCUCCUGCCCGGCGCCAAUAAUUUCGCCGGUCACCAUUAA
Candidozyma pseudohaemuli is the source of this 663-nucleotide messenger RNA. RefSeq names its product high-affinity Cu transporter (gene CTR1). The coding region runs from base 1 to 663 and encodes 220 amino acids. Gene Ontology annotation, cellular component: plasma membrane. Gene Ontology annotation, molecular function: copper ion transmembrane transporter activity. Gene Ontology annotation, biological process: copper ion transmembrane transport; intracellular copper ion homeostasis. The record is from RefSeq and is a predicted model, not a curated record. The transcript has a single exon. Lineage: Eukaryota; Fungi; Ascomycota; Pichiomycetes; Serinales; Metschnikowiaceae.